UCUUUCUACUCUAGAAUGAAGGAAACUUGGGAUUUUGGAGUGCCGGCAAUGGUGGACUUGAGGUUCUUGGUGAUGGCCGUGGUGGCCGCCGUCUUUAUGUCGGCGGCGAGUGGCGGCGGUGUGAUGAGAGUGCUUACUCUGGAGAGGACUUUUCCGGCGGACCAGAAGGUGGAGCUAGAGGCGUUGAAAGCCCGGGACCUGGCGAGGCACGCUCGAAUCUUGCAGAGCUUUGCCGGUGGCAUCGCCGAUUUUCCAGUCGUUGGUACCUCGGACCCCUAUCUCGUCGGACUCUACUUUACCAAAGUGAAAUUGGGUUCUCCUCCAAGAGAAUUCAACGUGCAAAUUGAUACUGGGAGCGAUGUCUUAUGGGUUACUUGCAGUUCCUGUAAUAAUUGCCCCCGGACUAGUGGACUUGGAGUUGAGCUCAAUUUCUUUGAUGCUGCUAACUCAUCAACAGUAUCCUCUAUUUCCUGUGCGGACAGCACGUGUGCUUCUAUAGUCCAAACUGCAUCUGCAGAAUGCUUUACUCAAAGCAAUCGGUGUGGGUACUCGUUCCAAUAUGCAGAUGGAAGUGGCACAGCUGGUUUCUAUGUAUCUGAUCUGCUCUAUUUGGACACAAUUUUGGGAACCUCAUCAAUUGCUAAUUCUUCUGCUCCCAUUGUUUUUGGGUGCAGCACCUCUAUGUCCGGGGACUUGACUAAAUCAGAUACAGCAGUUGAUGGACUCUUUGGUUUUGGGCAGCAGGGUCUUUCAGUAAUAUCACAGUUGUCAUCACAUGGAAUUACUCCUAAAGUGUUUUCCCACUGCUUGAAAGGAGAUGGAAAUGGUGGAGGUGUACUAGUUCUUGGAGAGAUUUUGGAUUCAAGAAUCGUUUAUACUCCCCUUGUUCCAUCGCAGCCACAUUAUAGCUUAUAUCUACAGAGCAUUGCUGUCAAUGGGACAGCAGUCUUUACAACUUCAGGCAACCAAAGGACUAUUGUCGAUUCUGGAACUACUUUAGCAUACCUUGUUGAAGAAGCUUAUGAUCCCUUUGUUGGUGCUAUAACUGCUGCUGUUUCUCAAUCUGCAAGGCCAAUCAUUUCGAAAGGAAACAAGUGCUAUCUAGUCUCCACAAGCAUGGCUCAGAUAUUUCCUCCAGUUUCUCUAAAUUUUGCUGGCGGUGUAUCCAUGUUUUUAAGGCCAGAGGAUUACCUUCUGCAUGCAGCAUUUGUUGAUGGUGAUGCAAUGUGGUGCAUUGGCUUUAUUAAAGUUAAAUCUCCAGGCACAACAAUUUUAGGAGAUCUUGUUCUCAAAGAUAAAAUCUUUGUUUAUGAUUUAGCCCGUCAAAGAAUAGGAUGGGCAGAUCAUGAUUGUUCAUUGUCUGUGAACGUCUCUAUAACUUCUGGGAAGGAUGAAUUUGUUAAUGCUGGACAGCUGAAUGUGAGCAGCGGUUCAUCUAGUAUCCUCCUCAAGCUGAUAAAUAAGAACAAUAAUGCUCUCCUGCUACAUAUAUUUGGAGUGAUUGGACUUGUUUUUCUGUAAAUUAUUUCAGUGUAACCCCAUUUUCUGGCUUUGCCAAUUUAUAUUUAUAGUGAUUGGCAGCUCAUUGUAGUUCAUUUUUCUUUCCCAAGAAUAGCUGUUUUCUUAGCCCCUCUAUUUUCCCUUUUCCCUCCUUUCUUGGAACAAUGGCGGCUUGAGGAGCCGUCGUUAAUCUCUCACCUCGACUGUUGGUAGAAGUGACAUCAACCUAUACCCCAACUCUCUCUCUCUCUCUCUCUCUCUCUCAUCCAAAUUGUUCUGACCUCUCGAGCUUGACCAAAGUUCUAAGUUAUUCUCAAAAUUAGGCUUGAAGAAUGAACAUGAAGAUGGUCACGAGCAGAAGAAAUCUGAUGACGGUCUUGCUUCUUAGGUGUUGAAGGUUAUACAAAUGAGUUGAAAUUCUGGGAGCUGGUCUGUAUGUAGUCAAAACAUUCUUGUCUGUCUAUGUACCACUAUCAUUUAUAUCUGGGACAGGACACUGUUGGAUUGUUUUUAGUUGUAAUAUAUGCUGAUAUGACAAGAAGACUUUAGAAAUUACAGCAUUUUUGUUUCAUUAUUUCAGUUUUA
Olea europaea var. sylvestris is the source of this 2085-nucleotide messenger RNA. Its product is annotated as aspartic proteinase-like protein 2. The record is from RefSeq and is a predicted model, not a curated record. Gene Ontology annotation, molecular function: aspartic-type endopeptidase activity. The transcript is spliced from 11 exons. Bases 16 to 1521 code for a protein of 501 amino acids. Lineage: Eukaryota; Viridiplantae; Streptophyta; Magnoliopsida; Lamiales; Oleaceae. Gene Ontology annotation, biological process: proteolysis.